Phycodurus eques (leafy seadragon) is the source of this 2535-nucleotide messenger RNA. RefSeq names its product cell death-inducing p53 target 1 (gene cdip1). Gene Ontology annotation, molecular function: zinc ion binding. The transcript has 5 exons. Gene Ontology annotation, biological process: intrinsic apoptotic signaling pathway in response to DNA damage by p53 class mediator; tumor necrosis factor-mediated signaling pathway. NCBI's taxonomy places the organism in Eukaryota, Metazoa, Chordata, Actinopteri, Syngnathiformes, Syngnathidae. The coding region runs from base 636 to 1262 and encodes 208 amino acids. The record is from RefSeq and is a predicted model, not a curated record.
ACGUUGUGUACACUGCAUGUAUUAUGAGAGCAUAUUUAUAUUCAAAUUCAUCCAUGAUAUGGUCCGAUUAUUAGAAAUAUUUUUGUAUGGGGUUGAGCAUGCUGCUCCCGAACGGACACAUUCAGAAACUGCAAUAAUAAAAGCACUAAAUUAAUCAGUAGUGCAGUAUGACAGUAAUAACAGUGCUACUAGUAUUGUGUGCUGUUGGCUCCAGUGUAAUUAACGCCAAUCUCGCAUUUACUGUGAAACCAAACGUCAAUUUUGUAUUUAUUUUAUUUUUGUUUAUUGUUUACUGUUGAUGACCCCCUAAAGCGAUUGUUUUCGUUGGUUUCAUACUUAUAUAUAUAUUUUUAAAUGUGUCUGGGGAUGAAACUGUUUAAUUUGAUCGUUGAAUGUAGCAGAAACAAAAUAAUAAUAAUAAUAAUAAUAAUAAUAAUUAAACAAAUUUGGCCCUUCUUGCGAUUUUACGACUUCUUGUGUAAAUAUCCGGUUUAGCGGACGUCGGAUGUCGUCAUAACGUCAAACGCAAAGCUGCCUUUCCGCAAGAGCGUGAAAGAAUACCAAAGAGUUCUCAGAAGAGCUCUGCAUCCCGACACAUUCCCUCCUCCCACCGGUGUCCAGUCUCGCAGGCCAGUAUGUCCAGCGAUCCUCCUCCGCCAUACCCCGGCGGUCCUAGUGCUCCCCUCAUCGAGGAGAAAAAUGGACAAGCAGGUUCUGCAAGGACAGGGCCCCCGCAGGGUCAACCUCUACCUCCAGACUACGGCCCACCCCCGUAUGAAGGCCCACACCCGGGCUUCCUCCCUCCACACGUCCCCGGAGAUGGGCCCAUGCCCAUGCCCAUGCCAAUGCAUAUGCCCCCGCCACCCCAAGUUGGCGCUUACCCGCCACACGGCCACUUCCCGCACCCCAUGCCCGGCCACAUAGGCCCCGGCGGUCCCGGCCCCUUCGUGCACAUGGGGGGCCACACGGCGACCACCGUCAUGGCCCCGCCGGGCGGCGCCACUACGGUGACGGUGCUGCAAGGCGAGAUGUUCCAGAUGUCGCCGGUGCAGACUGUUUGUCCGCACUGCCAGCAGGCAAUCGUCACACGCAUCUCCCAUGACGUGGGCCUCAUGAACACCCUCUUCUGUCUCUUCUGCUUCUUCGUGGGGUGCGAUCUGGGCUGCUGCUUGAUUCCUUGUCUGAUCGACGACCUGAAGGAUGUGACGCACAGCUGCCCUUACUGCAAGGGCUACAUCUACACAUACAAACGUAUAUGCUAACCACCACUGACGCCCGCUCGCAGUGCCACGCUUUUUUUCCUUUCUCCCCCGUCUCAGCCAUUACGUUUGCAACUUUUUGACCUCUUAAUUUGUCUUUUUGAAACCAGUUAAGUAUGUCAUAGAUAUCCUUCACCGCAUAAGUUCUUGCAGAAGUUCAACAGGCUGCAUUUUUUCUCCUCUCCUAUUUUGUCGGGAAAGUGAAGGCUUGUCACGAUGUUACAUGUGUAAGUGAAGAAGUUUUUUGUAGGGAAAGGCUGUGAAACUGGUCACUUUAUUUGAACUGAUCUGUAAAUAUGGCAUGAAGCAAGCUGGGUUUAGUCUUUAUUUCCUGUCCUAUUUAUCUAGAGUAUUUUAAGGUUUGUUUUAACAUGUCCAUCUUGAAGAUUGUGAACAUUUGUGUCUGUCACUUUGACUUCUUUUCCGAUCCCUUCUUGAAUGUGAAUAUUCCCAUCUUGAUGUGUGCAUUUGCUUUUUUUGCUUUUUAAGAGUCAUUUUAAUUUUUAAUCUGCCGGGCUUCUUGCAGUAUGCACAAUGACAGUUGAGCUGUUUCCCUGUUCAUGAUGUACUUUAAGAAAAAAGACAUUUGCACUUUAGAGAUAAAUUACCCUCCUUGGAAAAACCUAGUCAUUAAAGUUGAGGCUUCUUCCGGCUUUGAUCUCAAUGAAUCCCUCCGUAGGUGCACUUAAGUUGAAGUUAACUGUUACCGGUGUGAAAAUCUGAUCUCACCAAGAUUGUAUCGUCACCUGUACUGUCGGCCGAAUGUUUUGCCGCCGCCGCCGCCGCCUCAGCGAACGGGUCGUUUUUGACAGACGAGAGAAUGUUGGAGAACAAGUUACGUUACCGUCACGCUCAUUCGAAUAUGAAAAAGCAUGUUAAAAAUAGGAAAAAGGCUGCCAUAAUGUGAUUAUAUCCUAGCCACAGAGUUGCAUAGUAAUGAUGUAUUCAGAUUUGAAACAAUUCUUCAUCGACAGCAUGCCCCCAUGAGUAGCUCACUACUUUGCAGAUAAUGCGCAUUUAAAUAAAAAAAUGUGAAAUAACGCCAUGACUAAAUGUGCAUUUAAGUUGCAUUUUUGUUCCCAGGCUUGCAAAACUGUGCAACUAAUUUAAAAAAAAAAAAAAUGUUUUAUUACAAAGUACUGUAUGCCAUUAUGGUGGUAAAUUUGCCAGUCUGCAUUGCUCUCUCCAUGUUUUUAAUAUGUAUAACGACGUAAAUCAGACUUGUUUGAAGGUUGUAUAUAGGUACUAUUUUAUCAAUAAAAAUUAAGUACAUCAC